This is a messenger RNA of Polychytrium aggregatum, 2231 nucleotides long. RefSeq lists its product as uncharacterized. Bases 251 to 2083 code for a protein of 610 amino acids. Gene Ontology annotation, molecular function: protein binding. The transcript has 2 exons. Lineage: Eukaryota; Fungi; Chytridiomycota; Chytridiomycetes; Polychytriales. The record is from RefSeq and is a predicted model, not a curated record.
CGGGCAUGCAUCGGAGCAUCUCAGCCGGCGGCAGAAGCGCUCCCCGGGGACGGCCAGCACCCACCGCUGCAGACCUUCUUCCCGCUCGUCGCCGCUGCUGCAGGCGCUGGACUUUCCUGGGCUGCUCUGGACUGCUCCGCGAUCCAACUCUUUCCCGGCGGGACAAGUAACUGCCUCUGAUCAGCUCCAUCAGCUCCAUCAGCUCCACUUGCUCCAUCAGCUCCACUUGCUCCAUCCGCCCUCAGUGAUCAUGUCGCCAGACUGCAACUCGGACGAUGAGGGCCAGGCUCCUCGCUCCGUCUCCAACCCGCCGCCGUCCCUCGACUACUGCCUGGUGCCUGCCAUAGCCAAGGCAUGCACAAAGCGCAUUCAAGAACACAUCGACGACACCGUCCGCCUGGACCCAGCCUCGCUCUGCGUGGACUUGGACUACCCUACCGAAAAGCACCCAAAAGGAAGAUGCAAGACCUGGGGCCGCUUUGGAGCCAGCCGGAGUGCCGUGUCCCCCGCGAAUCCCCGCCCCAGCCGAAGGACAUGCAGCCCGGAUUCCCAGGCUCUCUUCGACCGGCCGGACCCCAUUCCGUCGCCGCCGCCUUCGGCACCGGUCUGCUGCUGGAUGGAGCCGUCGGCCUCCGCCCCUGGCUGCAGCCCUUUCGACCUGGCCUCGCCGUCGGAGGCGUCGUCCUGUCAGCUCCGGGCGACGCCGGCCAUGGAUCCGUCUCAUGGCCUCCGGCACGACUCGGAGGAUCUUCCCCGGGCCCAGCCCUCUCGGAUUGCUUCGUUCCCGGCCGAGCUGCUGAUGCAAAUCUUCCAGCAGUUUGUGCCGCACUACCACGAGUACCACACCUUGAUCUCGAGAGAGUCGACGGUACUGUCGCUCUACCACUGCACGCUGGUGAGCCGCCGCUGGCACUCUGUCGCCCAGGAGGUGCUCUGGAAGUGUCCACGGGUCUAUACCCUCGGCCAACUCGAAGCCCUGGCCGACUUUUGCAGCACGGACAGACCCGAUACCUUGGGCCGUUGUCGUUCGCUGCGACCCGAGCCCACUACUGCCGAGAACUACCACCUCGUUCGCAGCUUCACGCUCACGGCCACCCUUUCGGAACAGCAUCGCAAUCACCACUCGCUUUCAAAGAUCAUCCCACGGUUCCUGAUGCAUCCCAAUAUCCACCUCACGGUCUUGGACGUCAGCUUCCUGCGGGGCCUGUCCAACUACGCCUUGAUGAAGUGCUGCCCGUAUCUGCGCUCCGUCGUGGCCCUCAACCUGGCCGGAGGCAACCGGAGCGCAAUCUGCAUCACCAAGUGCAUCUCGAGCAUGCCGAAGCUCACCCGACUCUCGGUCGCCUGGAACGCCAACGUCGACGACAUGGUUCUUUACGAGAUUGGAGAAAAGUGUCUCGGGCUGGAGUGGAUCGAUCUGAGCGGAUGCGUCAAGAUCGGCGACUCGGGACUCUUUGGGCUGGCCCGGCUCAACAACUGGACCGAAGGCGCCCGCGGCCUAAGAUUUGUGGAUCUGUCCUUUUGCUCCAACAUCACCUAUGUCGGUGUCUUGGAGCUGGUGGAGCGCUGCGUCGGCACCCUCGAUGUCCUGAAUGUCAUUGGCUGUGGUGACGUGGGCCUGGGAAAGUAUGCAACCGAUCCCCUUCCGGCUCCCGCACAAGCCCAACCCGGCUCAUAUGUCGCCCCGUCCAAGACUCAGUCCCUAUCCAAGCAGGAUCCGCACGAGUCCUUGCUCGACCAGGACAGCGGAUCCGGCAAAAGCCGGCCUGUCUCUGGCAUGCCAUCGUCCCCGAGCCCAAGCACAGAUCCCAAUGCGACGGGAGCAUCCGGACAGCCACAGGAGCCCGGUUCUGCCACCAGAAGCCUCGCUGGCCACAAAAGCUGCUCCGCUCCUGCAGCCUCGGCAGACCGAAACAGCCCGGCAGACCGAAAUGGCCCGGCUGGAGGCGGCCCAUCGCUGGGCGAUCAGAGCGCGGAGCACUCCAACCCCCCGCGGACAGCAGCCGGACCUGGCCCCGAGGAGAUAGAAGGCGAGGAUUGGCGGCGGGUCAUUGUGAACCUGCCCGGGUUCGUCCCGUUCUAAGCGAAGGAUGGUUGAGCAGAGAGCCAUACGACCUCCCUCUCUCCCCACCCACACCCGUCUGCCUGUUGGGAGGACACUUGAAUAGACUUGUGGCUACUUCUUCCUCUGUGACUACUUCUUCUUCUGCGGCUGCUUGCCCCUCUGCCUG